Linum trigynum is the source of this 381-nucleotide messenger RNA. Lineage: Eukaryota; Viridiplantae; Streptophyta; Magnoliopsida; Malpighiales; Linaceae. The record is from the annotation of a GenBank genome assembly.
AUGAACAGCAGCCGUUCGCAUAAAGCACUGGCACGACUCCUUGAGGUUCCCUACACGGCCUCCGAUUUCAUCGAUUGGGGCGACCACAUGACUCCCACACUGUCCCCCAAGCGGGACAUCUCCGGGCGGUGGCGCAAGCUCCACGGAAUCGACGAUUGGGACAACUUCCUCGACCCAAUCGACCCAACCCUCCGCUGCGAGAUCCUCAAGUACGGCGAGUUCGCCUCUGCGACCUACGACGCCUUCGACUUCGACCCGGAAAUCUGGAUCCCGCCUCUCCACGUCCGCCAUGUAAAAAUAUCCCCGCCCACAACUGCCCGUCACUCUAUCUUAUCCCAUCUCUCUCAAUAUCAUCGUCGCGAUUCCCCACUACUUUUAUAA